AUGUUCCCCGUUCCGAACAUAAACGGUGCCCUAAGCCAACUCCAGCGCGAUCCCGACGCGGUCAUCCGCAAAGCGCGCGAAGGCGGUAUCGCCGAGGUCGUAGCCAUCGUCAACACCCUCCAAAGCAACCCACGUCUCCAAAAGCUCGAUGUCGCGCGCAUGUUCCUCCACCACCUGCGCGGUGAAGCCGCACCGGACCCAUCCAAACCCGCUGCGCCCGGCUCACCAGCAACCAAACUCGCGAACCUCGCCAUUCACUCUUGCAUGGGAUUGGGCAACCUUCUCGGCGCGCGUAUCGACCCCGUUGACGAACGCUUCAUCAUGAAAAGCAUCUACGAAGCCUGGGGCGGCAUCUAUCCCUGGAUCAUCUUCUUCUACACGCUCAACACCAAUCCUGCUUUCGCAACGCCCGAGAAGCGGUGGAACACGCUCGAGUACCUGCUAUACAUGCUCUACUCGAUCUGCAAAGACGACCAGAUCCAGCUCAUGGUAUCCAAUACGGACGGCAUCGUUCCCAUGGUCUCCAAACUCUGGAAGAUGGAGUCAGAGUUGGCCGAAAACAAGAUCCAAGGCGCCUUACCGAUCCCGUCCGCCGCGGCAUCAUUACACCACGUACUCUACAACGUCGGCAAAGAGCACCUCCCCGAGGUAAUCGAACACGCCGGCUCGGGCAAAGUCUCCUUCGUAGCCGACAAAGCGCUCUCCAACCUCCGUCUCGCCACGAAAAAGGGCAAAGCAUCACACAUGCACGUCCACGUCGAUGUCCUAAUCGCAAUGACGAUCGUCAACGAGAACCCGCUCCAACGCGCCAUGCUCAAGCGCCGCGCUAUGGAAGCUGUCACGGACGCGCUGCUCAAGCUCAGCAAGAUGCAUCCGAGCGAGAUGGGUGUUCCGGAGGGGAUUAUUGCGUGUUUUGGGUUCGUGAGGAAUAUGAUCGAGGCGGGUGAUGGGACGACGUAUGUUCGGCAAGCCGUCGAACACGGGCUGCUCGAGGCGUUCGUGAACGUCAGCCCGUUCGUCGCGAUGGUCGACCCGGAGGCGCAAGGACUCGUCAAGCGGUUGAUCGAGGAUAUCAUUCCGCGGUAUCUGGUGUAUAGGAGCGUUAUCGUUGCGGUGAAGCAGAGUAUGGAUAAGAUUGAUGCGGCACCGGAGAAUAAGAGGAGGGUGCAGCAGAGCAUUAUGAAGGUUGGGUGGAAGAAGACGAAGGAUCUGGCUGCGGAGAGGAGUUAUGUGCAGGAGAGGUCGGAGGAGGAAGGGACGAUGAAGUACUGCGAUAACUGCAAGAAGAGCUCUGGCAAAGACGCGUUCAGGAAAUGUAGUGGUUGCCAUAUGACGUACUACUGUUCAAAGGAGUGCCAAGUUACUGCAUGGAAGGAGAAAGGCCACAAAAACGAGUGCAAGCUCAAGGGCGAAGAGUACGAGCGCUUACGAGAAGGAGCCAUCUCCAAAUCCGACCGCAGAUUCCACCACACAAUCGCAAUCCAAGAAUCCGUCCGCCGAUCCUCUCACCUCCGCCAACUCGCCGCACGCACCUUCCCCACCACACCCCUGCACGACCUCGGCGUCAAAAUCGACUUCACACAAGUCCCCGCCACAUUCUCGCUGUUCAAGCUCUCCGGCCACGAAGCCGAACUAUCCGCGCAGAUCAACCCGAACUUGCCCGAACACGACAGGCGCGUGGGGGAGGCGAGGAUCGAGGGGCUGGUGAGGAGGGCACAGGAGAACGCUGGUGAGAUGACGUAUAUUGAGAGUAUGAUCAGUGCGGGGAGGGAGAAUGUUAUGGUGGUUAGUCUUUCAAAUAGGAGUGUGUUUGAGGAGGAUGUGCCGGUUGGGUGGAGCUGGGGGUCUAUGGAGGGGGCGGAGGGAGAGCAGGAGGAUGAUAGGGAGAGCGAGGAGGAUGAAGAGGACGAGAAGCAGGUUGCGGGGUGGAGUCAGAGUAUUGUGGGGACUAUGAAGUCCGUGUUGGGGUAUUGA
Peniophora sp. CBMAI 1063 is the source of this 1974-nucleotide messenger RNA. NCBI's taxonomy places the organism in Eukaryota, Fungi, Basidiomycota, Agaricomycetes, Russulales, Peniophoraceae. The record is from the annotation of a GenBank genome assembly.